This is a messenger RNA of Aspergillus mulundensis, 1035 nucleotides long. RefSeq lists its product as uncharacterized. The record is from RefSeq and is a predicted model, not a curated record. The transcript is spliced from 5 exons. NCBI's taxonomy places the organism in Eukaryota, Fungi, Ascomycota, Eurotiomycetes, Eurotiales, Aspergillaceae. Bases 1 to 1035 code for a protein of 344 amino acids.
AUGUCCAACGCUGGAGCUGAGCAAGUUCGAUUCCGCUGCGCCAUCGCCGCAGUCAACUCCGAGGAGAACAUCCGGGUCUACUCCCAGGAUAUCCACGGCGGCAUCCGCGAAGUGACCUGCCAGAAUGGCCAGUGGUCCGGCGGCUCGGAGCGAGACAUCGUUGCCCACGGCAUUCUGGGAACUCCCCUGGCUGCUGUUUGCAGGAACAGGAACGAGAUGAUCCACGUUUUCUACAUCGGCGACAACAAUGUCGUCCGCGAAGUGUGCCGCGAGUCCGACGGCAAAUGGCACCACGGCGAGCUCGACCAGUCCCAGAUCCGCGUUGCGCCGUACUCCAUGCUGGCUGCCUGCUCUACUGGCGGACGCGGCCAGCAUGGCGGCCAGGGCAACGAGCACGAGGAGAUCCGCUUGUUUGCCCAGAUGCAGAACAACGAGAUUCAGGAGUUCCGCUGCGAUGAACGCGGACGCUGGAGCAAGCAGUCCAACGUCGGCCGUGCUCUCCCCGGAACCGCUAUGGACUGCACCAUCUUGCAGGGACAGGGCCAGGGCGGCGGCCAGAACGAAAUGUCCAUGAGACUCAUCUACCAAGACGACAACAGACACAUCAUGGAAGCCCGCUGCCACCAGAACAAGAAGUGGCAGGCGCAUAACGAGAUCGUCAAGCAGGCCCUCCCGCGCACCGACCUGACCCUCGUCACCUGCACCGACCAGGAGGGCAAAGGCAACGACAACAACGUGGAGCUCCGCCUGUACUAUGUCGACCACAACAACCGCAUGAAGGAGAUGGUGCAGAGCAACCAGGACCAGGACAACUGGAAGAAGGGCCACCUCGACGAACAAUGCGUGGCCGGCAGCCAGGUGGCCGCCGUGUCCUGGGGCAAGAGCAACCAGUGCAACAUCCGCGUGUACUUCCAGCACGGCAGGUAUGUCACUGCGAUCUCGGAGUGGAUGUUCCGCGGCAGUGGCAAGGGAAGCCAGAAGUGGGAGCAGGGCAAGGAGGCGCUUCCUCCGGCUGAUAAGCACCAGCAGCAGUAG